Molecule: messenger RNA, 965 nt
Organism: Cajanus cajan (pigeon pea)
Lineage: Eukaryota; Viridiplantae; Streptophyta; Magnoliopsida; Fabales; Fabaceae
Product: chalcone--flavanone isomerase 1A
Biological process (GO): flavonoid biosynthetic process
Molecular function (GO): chalcone isomerase activity
Source: RefSeq, a predicted model, not a curated record
GUCCUUCUUCUCUUGCACUGUUAAAAGAAAGAGUGUUUUGUUGUAUAUUUACUAUUAAUUUAAAUGGCAACCAUCACCCCAGACCCAGUGCAGGUGGAGUUCCUUCAAUUCCCUGCCCUCGUUACUUCACCAGCCUCCGCCAAGACCUAUUUCCUCGGCGGUGCAGGGGAGAGAGGAUUGAUGAUCGAGGGGAAAUUCAUAAAGUUCACAGCCAUAGGAGUAUACUUGGAGGAUCAAGCCAUCCAAUCACUCGCCCCUAAGUGGAAGGGUAACCCUUCACAACAAUUGCUGGAUAACCUACACUUCUUCAGAGAUAUCAUUUCAGGCCCAUUUGAAAAGCUAAUUAGAGGGUCGAAGAUUCUGCCAUUGAGUGGGCGAGAAUACUCGAGGAAGGUGAUGGAAAACUGCGUGGCACACAUGAAGUCUGUGGGGACAUAUGGAGAAGCUGAAGCCGCCGCCAUUGAAAAGUUUGCCCAAGCUUUCCAAAACGUGAAUUUUGCAGCUGGUGCCUCCGUUUUCUACAGACAAUCACCUCAUGGAAUAUUAGGGUUAAGUUUCUCUGAAGAUGGGACACUACCAGGAAAAGAGGGUGCAGUUAUUGAAAACAAGGCUUUAUCAGAGGCAGUGUUGGAGACCAUGAUUGGCGAACACGCUGUUUCUCCUGAUUUGAAACGCAGUUUGGCUUCAAGAUUGCCUGCGCUAUUGGACCAGCAGGGAAUUAAAAUAUGACCACAAAUGCAUCACAAUUCACAACCACAUAUAUUAUUAUAUAUAUACAUACCAUACCAUACCACACUCACAUUGGAUGAGUUAUUUUGAGACAUGUAUGCAUGUAUACUUCUUUUUCUCCUUUCCUUCUCCUCACUGCUCAUUUUCAUACUCUCUAUUUCUAUUCUUAUCUUGGAUGUGUUUCGAAAAAUAAAUUAUAAUAAAUAACGUAUCUUAUAUAAGAUAUUUUAUAUACA